This is a messenger RNA of Paramecium tetraurelia, 805 nucleotides long. RefSeq lists its product as uncharacterized. Lineage: Eukaryota; Ciliophora; Oligohymenophorea; Peniculida; Parameciidae. The transcript has 4 exons. The record is from RefSeq and is a predicted model, not a curated record.
AUGACCAUUUAAAGUGUUUCAGAAAUCUCAAUUCCUGGUGACAUCUACAAAGCUACAUCUGACACUUUACUCAGCAAAAUAUAUUAAAAAUAUAAAUAAACUUUUUAGAAAUAUUAAAUGAUCCAUUCAGAUGAAAGCAGCGGUGAUCACUUCUCUCCAAACUCUUAACAUAUUAAUAAUCCCAAUUCGGGCCUCAAGGAUAAUGGAAAGAAAUAUGCAGUAAUCGAUCAUUAGAUCAGAGUUUAAUUACUUAAACGCAUUCUCUCUAAGGAAGCAACAAUUAAAGAGGCUGCCAAAGAGUUUGGAGUCAAUUUCAGUACAGCAAAGGCCAUCUUGUAAACCUAUAGAAAAGAAGGAAGAAUUGGAAAAAAGAAAACCAGAGACAGGAACAAAAAAAAGAAAGAUGAUUCAGAUUAUCACUUCACCUAUACGAGAAAAGUGUAAUCCAUGUAUGAUUUGGAAAGAGAAGCUCCCUAACAUAGAAGAACAUUUUCACCUGACUUGAGGCCUGCAGAUAGAAGUAUUAAUUAGCAUCCAUUGAUUGUUUAAUAACAAUUAAACUUUUUAAACUCUCAAAGUCAAGUAGGUUCCACUCCUAAUUUGGAUGAGCCGAAUGCUUAAAUGGCUUUAGCAAUCUGUCAAAGAGAGUUAGCCCAGUAAAAAAUGAUUAAUAUGCAAUUAUUAAUGAUGCUUCAAACUUAUCAAACUCAAGGUUAGCAACUUUAGAUAGAUUAAGUCAAAGUUGAGUCAGAUAAACAAAAUUGAAACUUAAUUUUGUAUUUAUUCUUAAAUCAUUCAUUUCUCA